UGUCAAUUUAACAUUGUGACCUUUUGAAGCCCACAUGGUGUCGAUUUCCAGCUGGAAACCAUUGGCAUCCAAUGUGCCACCUACAGAAAUCGUCACGAAGCAUGGGACUCCAAAGGCUGAGCCCAAGGGCCGAUCGAGUCCUGCAGCAGGUGCGGCCAUUGUCUGUGCUGCCCUUCUUUACCACAAACAAGUUGAUUCAUGGAGUUCGCGGAGCACGCGGAGCUUGCGAAGCUUGAGAAGCAGCAGGAGAAGCAAGGCGGAUGUGUAUGAUGCUGCUCAGGUAGAAGCAGCAGCUCUUGAGAAUCCACUCGCAGUUUUCGGGCGUGGUAUGCAGGUUGUUUCCCAGCUUGGGCGAUACUAUGUCGUGCUAAAGCUGGACGAAGCCUUGGGACGGACAGGCGAAGAGAUCGUCAGGGAGAGGUCGAGGGAGCUCCGUCAGCUUCUACUUGAUCUGGGUCCAUGCUACAUCAAGCUUGGCCAGGCGCUGGCCAAUCGUCCAGACAUCAUCAGGGAUGACUAUAUGGCUGAGCUCGAAGCUUUGCAGGACAAGGUACCUCCAUUUCCGUCCAGUGAGGCUAUGUCGAUCAUUCAAACAGAGCUGGGCCAGGACCCGAAGCAGAUAUUUUCAGAGAUCACCGCUGGGCCUGUCGCUGCAGCAUCACUAGGGCAGGUGUACCGCGGCCGACUCCGCUGCAACGGCGAGGAGGUGGCAGUGAAGGUUCAGCGACCAGGACUCAAGGAUAGUUUGAUUCUGGACAUGUUCAUUUUCCGAAGGCUUUCCGAGUUGCUUAACAGUUGGGCCCGACGGCAUUUGGGUUGUAAUGUGACGCUCGUUGUUGAUGAGUUUGCCUCGAAGCUGUGGGAGGAAGCCAAUUACUACCAGGAGGCCCAAAAUGCUCAGAAGUUUGCGGAGAACUUUGGACAAGAUCCGACUGUCAAGAUUCCCAAAGUCUUUAUGCAGUAUGUCAGCAAAAAGGUCAUCACAAUGGAGUGGAUCGACGGCCUGAAGAGCACCGACCUUUCUGGCCUGAGGCGGCGCGGUAUCGAUGUCAACGAGUUCAUCAGGAAUGGAGUUCAGGCUGCCUUGCGGCAACUGCUAGAGUUUGGACUAUUUCAUGGUGACCCACAUGCUGGCAACAUAUUUGCAAUGAAUGAUGGCAGGAUGGCAUACGUUGACUUUGGCAAUGUUGCAAACAUUUCGGAAAGCCAGCGGGACGUCCUAAUUGGUGCCAUCACCCACGUGUCAAACUCGGACUACAAGGAAAUUGCCAACGAUUUUAUUCGUCUGGGCUUCUUGCGUCCGGGCACGGAUGUCUCAGAGAUCGUGCCUGCCAUGGAGACCAUUUGGGCUGACUCCAUGGGUAAGUCGAUCAAGGACUUCAAUUUUCGCACGGUCACUGGGCGCUUUUCAAAGCUUGUUUACCAGUUCCCAAUACGCAUUCCUGAAAGGUUCUCUUUGGUGAUCCGCUCUUUGCUGAUGCAAGAGGGGAUUUGCAUGUGCUUGAACCCAGACUUCAGCAUCAUUGAGGUGGCUCUUCCAUAUGCUUCGAAGAGGCUGUUGAGCAAUCCCAACCCAACGUUGAGGCGGGAAUUACUGAGCAUCAUUUUCAGCGGAGAUGAUAGACCUGUCCUACAGUGGGACCGACUCGCAAACUUAGUGACCUUGGCCAAGCAGGCCCGCGACGGAACCUCGAUUCAGAUAAAUCAAGUCAUCGUGGACUUCUUUCGUGGCCUGCGUCGAGAUGUCAUGAACGGGGUCGAAACCGGUUUUGCACCGGCCAAGGUGCUCCGCGGAAGCUUGGAAGCGUUGACUGCUGGCGACCGACUUCGCCUCCGGGAGCCGGGCUUCGGGCAAAGUGGGCGAGCGGUGAUGCCAGGGUGGCAGAAUCAAGAAGCUGACGAUCUGACAAACGAGCGGUUCGACGACUUCAGUGCCGAGAAUCGCAUAGAUGUUCAAUUUGAAUCGUUGCGGUUUCUUGUGAUGGAUCGUCUGCUGACCAAAGGGGGACAACUGGACGCCGAACUCAAGCUGCACAGAACCUCGAAGGAAGCUAAGCUUGCCACCAUGAAGGCCGACCUCGACACCAAGAAGACGAAGAAGGGUCAGCUAAGGAAGGAUGUGCUGCAGCUGGUGGAGCUUCUCAGUCCAGAUCUCACGCCUGCAUUGGCCAGAGAGGUUGCCGAUGCUCUCAUUCGUGAUUCUGUGGAGGACGUGUUGCGAGAGAGGGGCGUCCAGCUCGAGCUCGAGGACUUGGAUCCCCGAAAUUUGGGCAAGGUUCUCAGCAGUGGAGAACUCUUGAAGCUUCUUCCAGUCCCGGGGCCUGCCUGAGGGGGCUGUACCGGGGUGAGCGUGUGGGCAUCAAAGGAUUGUACAUGAGAAGAGAUGUUUUCUCGACAGAGCUUGGGCUUCGCAUCAUUAUUGUUGCGUUACCCAAGAAGACAGUCGAGUCAAGAUGUGAAG
Messenger RNA from Durusdinium trenchii, 2461 nucleotides. The record is from the annotation of a GenBank genome assembly. Lineage: Eukaryota; Dinophyceae; Suessiales; Symbiodiniaceae.